Molecule: messenger RNA, 2776 nt
Organism: Linum trigynum
Lineage: Eukaryota; Viridiplantae; Streptophyta; Magnoliopsida; Malpighiales; Linaceae
Source: the annotation of a GenBank genome assembly
UCACCCUCCUCCAGCCAACUGACUGGAGCCACGCCUAGUACUUGAGUAAAGAACAAGUAAAGAACAUGGAGAAAAAGCCAAAAUGGAUGACAAAAAUAUGAACGAGCCAAAAGAAUAACCGAUAGGGAAUGAAGAGUAAUUUCCCAUAAAAUAUUCUUUUUUACAUUGCCACGCAACACGAGCUUUUGACGGGUGUGACCUUAUGGACCCGAAAAAUCGGGGCGGGCAGACUAGUACUCAACCCGCGGGCCCACGGCCCACACGCCUUCUCUGCUGAAACCUUUAAAACGCAGCAAAAUUCGUUGUCCCCUCUCUUUCCCCAUUCUCCCUCUCGAAUCGCAUCUCCUCCCCCAAUCACAACACAAAUUUCCCUCCGCUCAAUCCCUUUUCCCGGCGGCCAAACACCCCCAACCCAAAAUCAAGCGAAAUCAACAACAAUGGCGGAAGCAGCAACAUCCUCCCCCUCCUCCGCCGCGGCCUACCUCCAGAACAUGGACGAUCUGCGGAAGGUGUUCGACAAAUUCGACACCAACGGCGACGGCAAGAUCUCCCUCUCCGAGCUCGCCGACGUCCUCAGAUCCAUGGGGACGAGCUACGCCCCCCCGGAUCUCCAGCGCGCCAUGGACGACAUCGACACCGACAAGGACGGAUUCAUCAACCUGGAGGAGUUCGCGCAGCUCUGCCGCUCAUCCUCGGGGGCCUCCGCCGCCGCCGAGCUCCACGAGGCUUUCGAUCUGUACGACGAGAACAAGGACGGGCUCAUCUCCGAGUCCGAGCUCCACCAGGUGCUCAACCGCCUCGGGAUGAAGUGCUCCAUGGAGGAGUGCGCCCGGAUGAUCAAGGGCGUGGAUGCGGACGGCGACGGAUGCGUCAAUUUCCAGGAGUUCGAGAAGAUGAUGGCCACCGCCAACGGCGCUACCCCCGUCAACUAGGCUCGAAAUUGAAAUUGUCCCCCCGCCCGUCGGUAUCUUCUGCUUUUCUCCGUUGUUUCCGCGUUUUUUUCUUUCUUUUACAAAUUGUGAUGUUGUGAAAUUCGAAUCUGAAAUCUGGAAUACUCAUUAGCGGGUAGCCAUUAACGGAUGCUUGCGGGGGUGAUAUUAGGUCACCCUUCCUUAUUAUAUCUGACUCAUACUGCAAGUACCACAUAUCUCUGAUUAGAACCUUGUUGAUGGAUUACGGUCGUGAUGUAAUUGUCUCUUCUGUCUGAAUAAUGAUUUAUUGAAACAUUACUACUGCAUUAGGCUACAUUCUUGGAACCACAAUCACUUUGUCCCAUCCAAGUCGUACUUGACUUGAGAUGGCGAAUCAUGAAUAAGGUAGAACCGUUCUCUUACGGGCCUCGAACGAUAAUACGAUUCGAGGUCUCACCUGUUAGUGUUGUGGUAUAUGAUUCACGAUUGAACCUCUCCCAACAACUCGAGUUAUUGGGAGCAACUGGUUCUUGACAUGGUAUCAGAGCCUUCUGUGACCGAAAGGUCUUGUGUUCGAUUUCCCGUGACCCCCAUUUGUUAAACACAUGGUAUUCUUGUCUUCAGACCUGUGGAAACUUCAAACCCUUGUGAGUGGCUUUCGUUUGAGGGGGCGUGUUAGUGUUGUGGUAUAUGAUUCACGAUUGAACCUCUCCCAACAACUCGAGUUAUUGGGAGCAACUGGUUCUUGACAUCACCAGCGUUCUAUGAAUAUCCGACAAACCCAUGAGAGCACGGUGGAGGUGAAACUGUGUUACUUAGAAUGUUGAGUGGCUGCUGCAAUGAUGAAUAAGUACUCUUUGUAUGAGUUGGAUGCUUUAAUGUGUGUUUAUGUGAAUAAAGUGCGUUUAGGAGGGAGGGUUGGUUAAUGUGGGUGGGAUGAUGAUGAUGCAAACAUGGUGGAGAUGUGUGUGUUUAGCUCAGUCAGUUUAACAAUGAUUUAAACUUUUAGGGAUUCCAUGAUUGUUUUGGCGUCACAUGGAUUCAGGCCUUGGUGGGUAUGGUUCUAGUCUGGUUGGCUUGGCUGUGGAGAAAGUUGUUUGGGUGGUCAAAGUGUUGAAUUGUCAGGUCAAAACCCGACUAAUUCUGUAGUGAAAGGAGUUGCUGGCUGCAUUAAAAUUGAAGAUGGAGGGACGGGUGCUGAAUGCUGAUGUAUGGGUGGGUGGAUUUGGUCCAUUUUCAUGCAUAUUUUUAUUUAUUGAAGGGGAAGUUGAUCGAUGAUGAUGAAGAUAUGGCAAUAUCAUAAAGAAGUGAGGAGGUGACAAAAGAGAGAGGCGAUGGAUGGGCAAUUUGGGAAACAAGAGAGUUAAUGUGACUGGCUUGUGCCAGUUUGCUUACCAUUUCAGGGUUCAUAAUUGGAGGGAUUUAGUCAAUUCCUUUUGUUAAUGAAUUGGCUAAUUAAUCGGGCAAGUGGGUAUAAGCUGGUGGUGUCAACUUGGACGUCUGUCUGACUUGUACUAUUCUGAAAUUUAUUUACUGGGUUUCCCUUUUCGGCCUCUAGAAAGUGUUCCCAGAAUCUUCUCAGCCAUAACAGACACAUAGGUUUAGACCAAAUGGUUUGCUCGGACGACCGCUGUAUCCUAGUACAGGAGUUAAGUGAUUACAAUUUCUAAUCUGAUCCAAUCUUUUCGAGCUGGAUAUUACUUUACUCACAGCUGUCGAGUUGGAGAAUGGGUACCACUUUUACUUUGUCAUGUCAUGUCCUGCUCCAUCUUUCAAAUAUUUAGACUCGAUUACUACUUUUACCAUCUCUAAGUCAUUUAAAAAAUGUUCUUUAUGUAUUCUUCCAAUAUAAUUAAAUAUUAACA